CAAAGUGGAUUAACCUCAUUCUUAUCCAACCUUCAAGCCUGUCACACCUGCAUGUGCCAAAUUCAAACUUCCAUCAUCCAUCAAACUCCCCUUCAGAAUAAUCCAAGAUGGCGUGGAGACAACAAGGAAGCACUGGGUCUAACAAUAUCCCUCUGGGUAACCGACGCAGGUUCGGCGGCGACAGCGCGUCCCCACCACCAACAGCACCUCGCGACGAUGGUGGCUACAAUCCCUCGCGCCCGAGCAAUGGCCACUCUGAAGCUCCUUCAUUCAAGCGCGGCCGCAGCCCAACCAGAGGUAGAAUUUCUACUGCUCUCAUCGCUUUCCGAUUACAUACUAACUCUCCCACAGCGAAGGAAGAACCCGGUGCCGAUGGAGGAAGACGUCGCAAGAAGAGAAAUCGCUGGGGUGAUGCCACUGAGAACAAGGCUGCAGGACUCAUGGGACUUCCAACCGCUAUCAUGGCCAAUAUGACCAGUGAACAACUCGAGGCCUACACACUCCAUUUACGUAUCGAGGAGAUCAGCCAAAAGCUCAGAAUUGAUGAUGUGGUUCCAGCGGAUGGCGACAGGUAUGCACAAAAAAUACAAAGCCCUUGGAUACUGCGAUUCUGACUAUGCUUAGAUCCCCAUCGCCUCCACCUCAAUACGACAACUUUGGUCGACGUGUCAAUACUCGCGAGUAUCGUUAUCGCAAGCGCUUGGAAGAUGAGCGACAUAAGCUCAUUGAAAAGGCUAUGAAGGUCAUUCCUAACUACCAUCCACCACAGGACUAUCGCCGUCCCACUAAGACACAGGAGAAAGUUUAUGUGCCAGUCAAUGAUUACCCAGAAAUUAACUUCAGUAUGAUUGCUAACCCUCUAACCUUUCUAACCUCUUAUUUCAAAUCCCCCCCUCUUCCAUUUCAUUAUUGUGUGACGCUGCGCGGCAUUUGAGGAUGCAGCUCAAUGUCAUCACUAACCUGUCAACUCACCAUAUACUUUGCUCUUAGCUUUUGAUCAUACACUAACACUCAGCUUGCGUUUUACUAAAGUUGGCUUACUUAUCGGUCCCCGUGGUAACACCUUGAAGAAAAUGGAAACAGAAUCCCAGGCUAAAAUCGCUAUCCGUGGAAAAGGAUCCGUCAAGGAAGGAAAGGGCCGCUCCGAUGCAGCUCAUACCAGUAACCAGGAAGAGGAUCUCCAUUGUUUGAUCAUGGCCGACACCGAGGAAAAGGUCAACAAGGCAAAGAAACUCAUCCAUAACAUCAUUGAAACUGUGAGUACUUUUGUCUCCUUGCCUUGGUUAAGUUUUUAACAUUUCUAGGCUGCAUCAAUUCCUGAGGGCCAGAACGAACUCAAGCGAAACCAACUUCGUGAACUUGCCGCUCUUAACGGUACUCUACGUGACGAUGAGAAUCAAGCUUGUCAAAAUUGUGGUCAAAUUGGACACCGAAAAUACGACUGUCCCGAGCAACGCAACUUCACAGCAAAUAUCAUCUGUCGCGUUUGUGGCAAUGCUGGACACAUGGCUAGGGAUUGUCCUGAUAGGUACGAAUCAUUGUAUAUUUUUCGACGGAUUAUGCUGACCAGAAAUAGACAACGUGGUGCCAACUGGCGCAACGACGGUCCCGGCGGUCUUCCUGGCCCAGCAGCAGGUCGCAUUGGUGCUGGAGAUGCAGUUGACAGAGAAUACGAGGUAAGCCAUACAACUCUUAUAAGUAUGAUUGCAUUACUGACAUAUUUUAGCAACUUAUGCAAGAACUUUCUGGUGGUGCACCCAGUGCAGAGGCUCCUAGACGCAUUGAAGCUGGACCCGGUGGUAACUUCGAUCAACCACCAGGACCCCCAGUAGACGCCGACGUCAAGCCAUGGCAACGUGGACCCACUGGUGCUGCUGCUCCUUGGCAAAAGCGUGGAGAGGAUCGCGGUGGCUAUGAUAAUCGUGAUUCCGCUCCUUCAGGUGGUUCCGCGGCACCUUGGGCUAGAGAUCGUGGUCGAAACGACAGCCAUGCUCAAGGAGACUAUUACGGUGGUGGCCAGAACCAUCCAGCUCCAGCUCCAAACGCUGCUCCUUGGCAACAACCUGCCCCAGCUUAUCCUGCUGCCCAAGGAGCCUCUGGAUAUUCUGGUUAUGCUGCUCCUGGUUACGCUGCUGGAUAUCCUCCUGCGCCAACAAUGGGUGCUCCUCCUGGAUUGGCCGCUCCUCCUGGAUUGAGCAGUGCUGGAAUUGAGGCUCUGUUACAACAGUUUGCAGGCAGUCCGCCUCCACCACCUCCAAGUUCGAGCAUUCCUCCUCCCCCACCUCCAUCUGGCGCUCCCCCACCACCUCCUCCCAGUGAUCAACCACCGCCACCGCCCCCUUCAUAA
Molecule: messenger RNA, 2347 nt
Organism: Hymenoscyphus albidus
Lineage: Eukaryota; Fungi; Ascomycota; Leotiomycetes; Helotiales; Helotiaceae
Source: the annotation of a GenBank genome assembly